AUGAAGAAAAGGGGCAAAGUCAAGAAGAUGGACCAAGCCGCGGACAACCAGGUCGGACUGGACCAGGCCGCGGAAUCGUUCCCGAGAGAUCAGCCGAGACGGACAAUCCCGCGGACGGAAUCCGCGGACAACACCAGUCCGCGGAAUCGGACCCCAGAGCUCGGGGUUGGUGUGGUCGGCUGCAGACGUGUACUGCAAACGAAGGUAGUCCGUGGAUUCUCGCCCGAGAGGUCGAGUUUUGAUGACACAGACCGUGGACCAAGGCCGCGGGUUGGAGCCGUCUGCGGUCGAUGCCAAGACCAGCUCAUCCAUUUGUCUUUCGGGUCAAACCCGGAUGUUUCUCUUACAUUUGAUGGAGGUGAUGUAGGAACUGCAACCGCUACUUCGUCAGCUGAUACAAGUGGCUCUGCUACAAUGGUGAUGCACUCAGACAACUUUCACCCGAAGAUCACUCGGUCUAAAAACAAUACUUCAAAACCAGUGCAGAGGUUCUCUUUUCCAGCUACAGCAUUUGCUCACUCUGAGAUCGAACCAGCAACACAGGCUCUCCGUAACAAACUAUGGCGUGCACCCAUGAGUGAGGAUUUUGACUCUCAGGUCCGACAUCAUACAUGGGACUUAGUGCCUCCUAAUCCCUCGUACAACCUGAUUGGCAAUCGAUGGAUCUAUAGAAUCAAGCGUGAUCCUCAAGGGAACGUGAAACAACGCAAAUCUCGACUUGUAGGCAAAGGAUAUCAUCAAAGACCGGGUAUUGACUUUCAUGCUACCUUCAGUCCGGUAAUCAAACCUCCUACAAUUCGACUGGUUCUCAGCUUGGCAGUUUCGUAUGGUUGGGAUCUACGUCAACUUGAUGUGAGCAAUGCCUUUUUACAAGUGAUGUUUGUUCUUGUAUACGUUGACGACAUCGUCAUCACUGGCAACAACUCACACCAAACCCAACAGUUCAUUGAUCUCUUUAGCAAGCGCUUCUUACUUAAAGACUUGGGAGAGCUCAGUUAUUUUCUGGGAAUUGAGGUCACACGUACUCCCUCUGGCUUGCUACUCAUUCAACGCAAGUACAUCAAUGACUUGCUUGUUCGUGUCAACAUGACAAACACGAAACCAGUCGCGACUCCUAUGCAAAAAGAUCUCCGCCUGAAACUCACCUCUGGUUCACCUCUAGAUGAUGCUUCAAAGUAUUACACUGUAGUCGGCAGUUUGCAGUAUCUUCACUUUACGAGGCCAAACAUUGCGUUCGCUAUCAUCAAACUGUCUCAAUUCAUACAUGCCCCCACAGACAUUCAUUGGUUAGCUGCAAAACACGUUCUAAGAUAUCUCGCAGGCACUCGAGAUCAUGCUACCGAUCUGGUCUGGAUCAAGUCUCUUCUUCAAGAACUUGGUGUUAAACUUACUUCACAACCUGUCAUCUGCUGUGAUAAUGUUGGGGCUACUUAUCUGUGUGCCAACCAUGUCUUUGAUUCUCGGAUGAAACUUGUAGCUCUGGACUAUCAAUUCAUACGUCAACUGGUCCAAGCAGAUUCUCUUCUUGUUGGUGAUGGGGAGGAGGGGAUAGAGAAGAAUCGGAUGAGCUGA
Molecule: messenger RNA, 1572 nt
Organism: Brassica oleracea var. oleracea
Lineage: Eukaryota; Viridiplantae; Streptophyta; Magnoliopsida; Brassicales; Brassicaceae
Exons: 5
Coding region: 1-1572 (523 amino acids)
Source: RefSeq, a predicted model, not a curated record